UAUAAUCAUUCAGCUUAAGACAACAUAUCAUAGUCAUCAUAAGAAGAAAUGUCUCAAAUAAUAUUCCCACUUCUCUCUCUGAUUUGUGUCCUCGUGAGUUUGCAGUUGUCUUCAUCAACUGCAAAUGAUUUGUCGUUAGAAACUUACAUCGUUCGUGUUGAUUCACCGGUUACCCAACUUUUAUCCGAUCAAUCGAACGAGCACUUAGAAAGAUGGUACCGUUCAUUCUUGCCAACAACUUUAGCUACCGAAACCGAAACACCACGAAUAAUCUAUUCCUACCGGAACGUGUUCUCCGGUUUCGCAGUCAAACUAACGGCCGACGAGGCGCAAGAAAUGCAAAAGAAGACGGGUUUCAUAUCCGCUAGGCCACAACAACAAUUGUCUUUGCACACGACCCACACGCCUAAUUUCCUCGGUUUGCACCAAAACUCGGGACUUUGGAACGAAUCGAACUACGGAAAGGGGAUCAUCAUCGGUGUUUUGGACACCGGGAUUGUGCCCGAUCACCCUUCGUUUAGCGACGAGGGAAUGCCUCCCCCGCCUGCUAAAUGGAAGGGGGCAUGCGAGUUCAACUUCACUGGCGCAUGCAACAACAAGCUCAUUGGAGCGAGGCAUUUCGCGGAAGGCGACGGGACCCCACUCGACUUCAACGGCCACGGGACCCACACGGCCGGCACUGCCGCGGGGAACUUCGUGAGAGGCGCAAACGUGUUCGGCAUCGCUAAUGGCACUGCGGCCGGAAUAGCGCCCCUCGCUCACCUGGCGGUUUACAAAGUGUGCUCGCGCGGCUCCGGUUGCUCCGAGAGCGACACAUUGGCGGCUAUGGAUAUCGCCAUCGAAGACGGAGUGGACAUUCUCUCCCUCUCAUUAGGCGCACCUUCCAGGCCCUUUUACAACGACUACAUUGCGCUCGGCUCGUUCAGCGCAAUGGAGAGAGGAAUCUUCGUGAGCGCUUCGGCGGAUAACAACGGUCCUUUUAACUUUUCGUUGGCAAACGAAGCCCCGUGGAUGCUCACCGUCGGUGCAAGCACAAUCGACAGGAGAUUAGUGGCCAACGCCAUUCUCGGAAACAACGAGGAGCUCGAGGGCGAAUCGGCCUAUCAUCCGAUGGAUUUCCCUCUGACGCAGUUGCCUUUAGUGUACCCUGGAUCGAACACUAGCAACUCCGGCGCCGCCUUCUGCACCCAGAGGUCGUUGAACAACACUGACGUCAGAGGAAAAAUAGUUUUGUGCCGCAUUGGUGGCGGCAUCGCCGGAGUCGCAAAAGGACAAGCGGUGAAAGACGCCGGUGGGGUCGCAAUGAUCCUCGUCGGCAUCGAGCAGCGGGGCUUCACCACGACAGCCGAGGCUCAUGUACUUCCCGCUACAAACAUCAAUUAUCGGGACGGACAAAAAGUGAUGGCGUACAUAAAUUCGACCUCUGCUCCAACCGCAGGGAUCGUGUUUAAAGGAACCGUCAUCGGCGACAAAAACUCGCCGGCUGUGGCUGCUUUUUCUUCCAGAGGCCCGAGCAGGGCUAGUCCUGGGAUACUGAAGCCGGAUAUUAUAGGCCCCGGAGUCAACAUUCUUGCAGCACAUCUUACUUACGUCGAGAAUAACACCAACACUAAUAUCACAUUCCGAUUCGUCUCCGGCACCUCAAUGUCGUGCCCGCACCUUAGCGGCGUAGCAGCAUUGCUCAAAAGUGUGCACCCCGAUUGGUCUCCGGCCGCCAUCAAGUCCGCCAUCAUGACCACCGCAGAUAAUGUGAAUCUCGAAAACAGGCAAAUACAGGAUGAGAGGCAUCUUCCCGCCGAUAUUUUCGCCACCGGUGCGGGCCACGUCAAUCCAGUCAGGGCGAGCAAUCCAGGACUCGUUUACGACAUCGAGCCACGAGACUACGUGCCGUAUUUGUGCGGCCUCAACUACACGAACCGGGAGAUGAACAUAAUCACGCAGCGUAAAGUGAAUUGCUCUGCGGAAUCGAGGAUCGUCGAAGGGCAGCUGAAUUAUCCUUCGUUUGCUAUCAGGUUCGGAUCGUCCAACCAGACGUUUACAAGGACGGUGACUAAUGUCGGGGAGGCUAGUUCGAGUUAUGCCGUUGAGGUUGUCGCGCCGCCAGGCAUCGACGUGAUUGUUGAGCCCCGGAGACUCGAUUUCUCUCAGCUGAACCAGAAAUCGACAUACGAGGUUACGUUUAGCAGAUCAGAAAUUACAAGCAACACAUCUGUUUCUCAAGGAUAUAUUGUCUGGAAAUCAGCUAAUCAUUCAGUUAGGAGUCCAAUUGCUGUGUUCUAGCCAACUGUUUAAGGGUGUGGUUUAAUUUGGUUAGCUAAUUAAUAUUGUUGCAUAGUAAUUCUUAUUAGUUGAAAUUCUUUUAUAUGUUGGAGCACUUUCCUCUGAAAUGUGGAAUAUCUGUAUUAUUCUUGGAAUUUAAUU
Erythranthe guttata (spotted monkey flower) is the source of this 2421-nucleotide messenger RNA. RefSeq names its product subtilisin-like protease. The record is from RefSeq and is a predicted model, not a curated record. Gene Ontology annotation, biological process: proteolysis. NCBI's taxonomy places the organism in Eukaryota, Viridiplantae, Streptophyta, Magnoliopsida, Lamiales, Phrymaceae. Gene Ontology annotation, molecular function: serine-type endopeptidase activity.